Messenger RNA from Passer domesticus (house sparrow), 5129 nucleotides. It is a transcript of the gene WNT11, whose product is annotated as Wnt family member 11. NCBI's taxonomy places the organism in Eukaryota, Metazoa, Chordata, Aves, Passeriformes, Passeridae. The transcript has 6 exons. Gene Ontology annotation, cellular component: extracellular region. Gene Ontology annotation, biological process: multicellular organism development; canonical Wnt signaling pathway; cell fate commitment. The coding region runs from base 1353 to 2417 and encodes 354 amino acids. The record is from RefSeq and is a predicted model, not a curated record. Gene Ontology annotation, molecular function: cytokine activity; frizzled binding.
GGAGAGUAGAGAAUGGUGUUGGCUAGUCAGGUUUAGUGAGAGUGUUUUAGACCAUCUGAGACAUUUUACACCCAAUUCUUGUGUAGUGCAGCAGUUCACAGGGGUGAGAUAAAGGGUCUGAAAUAUCGAAAUAGACACUGAAAGGCAUGGGCAGGAUUAAGGGCUGAAGGUUUCCAGUGUGCUUGUAGAGCAGUGGGAAGAAAAGGGCUCCCAAAGAGUAAAAGAUACAGAAAUACUCUGAAACAAGAAGCAUGUAUGCCUGGAUGCUCAUGGGAGCACUGCUUUCAAGGGAUGCAUCAAACCCAAAUCCAAGUGGGCAUUAAAGAAAAACAAUCCAUGGCAAUGAAAUCCUGCCUCCCUUGUAGGCAGUCAGUUUUGUCUUGGACUUCAAGGGAGCCAGGAACUUGCCCCUAGAGGUUAUUAAAAUCCUUUGUAAUAACAGCACUUCUCUAGAAACCCUUUACACCAGGCACUGGGGUUGGGACAGCCAAAAAGCAGCCUGAAUAGAAAAAUAUGCUGCAGAUGGCAGAGAAGACACUCAGAAAUAUUAAUUCCCCCCAACCCAAUUGCUCCCCAAAUGGGAAUAUUUAGGCAGAAAGCUGCAGCUGGGCAGAUCCAGAGCUGGAGAUCAGGUAGGAUACCCUUUUCCCAGGGUAAGAGGUUUCCCAAAGUGAAGCUGACUGCUCCAGCCAUUCCCAGUCCCUUCCCAAACCUCUUUGAGGGGGUGUUAUGGGGGAUGAACAGUGACAGUGUGGGUAUGCCAGUGUGCUGUGCAAUGAGUUGUGAGCCUCCAGAGAUGCAAUGUGGUGGGCAGGUUUUUCUGUUUAUUUUACUGUUGUCUUUCUCAUGGGAUGGGAAACCACUGCAAAGACCACAAAAAGCAGCCUGGAGCAGCGUCUGAAGUGAAUAACUGAAGGGAAACCCAUUUACUGCUAUUAAUACUGCUGCUAAAAUAAGCAAGCCAUGCCCUGGAGACAGAGAGGACCUCUCCAAGGAUUUAAGUCUUGCAUCUGGUUUGUUUAUCUGUUUGGCCUGAAAAGGAAAAAAAACAACAAAAAGAAAAGGGAUGUAGGGGUAUCCUUGAGAGCUUUUUUGUCUCCUCCAGGCUGCUCCCUGGAGACAAAAAUGGGAUUUUAUGUUUACAAAGUUGCAGCCUUUUCCGUGAGCUCCAGGUGCCAAGGACUUGGAAGAAGUGAGAGGCAGAGUUAAUGAGGUUGAUCGUCUCCAAGAACGAGCAAUACCCAAACUGAAGGAAAAUACACUGCACAAAAUAUUAAGAAAACUCCUUUUUUUAAAAAAAAUAUUUUUUGGAGAAGCUGAUUUCCUUUGGCUAGCAGGAGAAAGUGGAGAAAAUGAAGCCAAGUCUGCGAUUUUUCUUAGCUGGUUUUCUGUUGUUGAUUCUGCAGACAGGGCUUUGCUAUGGGAUAAAAUGGAUAGCUCUGUCCAAGACAUCUUUGGCUCUGGCCCUGAAUCAAACCCAGCACUGCAAGCAGCUUGAAGGCCUGGUGGUUUCUCAGGUGCAGCUGUGCCGCAGCAACCUGGAGCUAAUGCAGACCAUUAUUCAGGCAGCAAGGGAAGUGAUAAAGACCUGCCGUAAAACUUUCUCAGACAUGCGGUGGAACUGCUCCUCAAUAGAGCUGGCUCCUAACUACCUGCUGGACUUGGAUAGAGGCACAAGGGAGUCAGCAUUUGUAUAUGCCCUCUCUGCUGCUGCCAUCAGCCACACCAUUGCCAGAGCCUGCACCACCGGGGACCUCCCUGGCUGUUCCUGUGGUCCCAUCCCAGGUGAGACACCUGGACCUGGGUAUCGAUGGGGAGGAUGUGCAGACAACCUCAACUAUGGUCUUAUCAUGGGGUCCAAAUUUUCAGAUGCUCCCAUGAAGAUGAAAAAAUCAGGAUCACAAGCCAAUAAACUGAUGCAUCUGCACAACAGUGAAGUAGGGAGACAGGUCUUGAAAGCCUCUCUUGAAAUGAAAUGUAAGUGCCAUGGAGUUUCUGGGUCAUGCUCUAUCAAGACCUGUUGGAAGGGCCUUCAAGAACUGCGAGACAUUGCACUGGACCUCAAAACCAAAUACUUGUCUGCCACCAAGGUUGUUCACCGGCCCAUGGGCACACGCAAAUACCUUGUGCCAAAGGAUAUUGACAUCAGGCCAGUUAAAGAGACAGAGCUGAUUUACCUGCAGAGCUCACCCGAUUUCUGCAUGAAGAAUGAAAAAGUGGGGUCACACGGGACCCAGGACAGACAGUGCAACAAGACUUCCAAUGGGAGUGACAGCUGCGACCUGAUGUGCUGUGGCAGAGGCUACAACCCCUACAUGGACAAAGUGGUGGAGCGUUGCCACUGCAAAUACCACUGGUGCUGCUACGUGACCUGCAAAAAGUGCGAGAGGACUGUCGAGAGAUAUGUGUGCAAAUGAAAACUCUCCUCUGCACUCCUGGGAGCUAAGACAGCAGCAGCACCCCAGCACUGUUCAGAGAAGACAUUUCCUCGACUAGACAUCAUUUAUCUUGUAAAGACACAGACUUGAGGAGAGAUGGUAGGAGGAAAAGCAACAAUCACACCAGUGAAAAUAACAACAUAAAAAAACCUCCCAAAAAGCAACAAACCUACAAAUGUUUCUCCUCACCAAUAAAAUGCUCUCUGAGAAGACAAAAGUUCAUUUGGGAUGAUAUCUUCUUCUAAAAUAUUUCCUAUGGUUGCCAAUGAUGUCCAGCCAUCAAGUGCCUUAGUAUUCUGAGGAAUAAAUACAGAAACUUUCCCUGGGGGGAAAAAAGGCAACAUUUGUUUGACAGUAACUAAGGCUCACAACUGCCUGUGCCUUCUAGCACAGGUACUGGGUCUCCAAUAGGACCAUCCCACAAGGGAAAAUGUUACAACUUUUCAGCAAUAACUGCCUUUGUUGCCAAAGACUUAAUUUUCAGCACGGAAUCAUCCACUCUGAGUGAUAAAAAAGUGGAAAGAUUUCAGGUCAAUCCCCUGAAAUGAACAACUAAUUUUAAUCUUUCUUUUACACAGGUCUGCAACUUUGAGCUGAUUGCUGAAGGAAAAUAUAUCCUUGAUUUGUCCAGGCUGGACAAAAUUCAGCCAUGACAAAAAUCCCCUGAAAUCUUGGAGGCAGUGAGAGUAGGGUAGGCUGAGAAGGACUUCAUGGGGCCCACAAGAGAGCAGUGGAGCCUUUAGGAUAAAAUAAAAGAGUGAAAUCCAAGUCCAGUGAGAGAGUAAAGGCAAAAAAAAAAAGCAAGCUCCUGCUCUCUAUCUCUUUGCCCUUUGGGUGUGAUACCCUUAGUCACUGACACUCUUCCACACUGACCCACCAAAUCCUUGGGGAAAUAAGCCACUGGAUUCUUCCCCCACAAGAGUAUUGGUCCAACCUCAGGAUACUGCAGAGUGGAGCAGUCCUGGCUGUAGGGAGUACAUCCAUGGAAGUCAGCAGCUAUUCACAGCAGGAAGAAUGGGAACGUGUCAGUCCUUCACGUGGCUCUGCCCUGACACAGCAGAGAACCACUAUCUGUGGCUGUACAUAUUUUCUUUUGUAUGCAGAUAUACAGAAAUAUUUAUGUCUUGUGCUUUCAUCUACUUUACUUCCUACAUAAAUAUAUUUCUUAUAUUAUAAACAAGCAUUAACAAUAGUAUGAAAUAAAUGCUGAAGUUACUGGUGCAACAGCAAAAUGUUAGAUUAUUGUUUCACACUUCUACUUGGAAAACAAUUCUAAUUUUCCUCCUAAGCAUGGGAAAAGAACAUGGUUUGAGGCACUCACUGGCAUAGGGAUAGAUAAGUUUCUUUAUUCCCAGACUCCCCAGCCUCUAAAUGUUGAGCAGAAUUAGCCAAGAUACAGUCAAGACAAUGAAACAGAACACUUGGAGAAAGGAAGAGUCACCACUGCUAUUUUAUUCUUUUAAUCAGCGAUCACUCUCAUUAGUAAAAUUUCCUAGUGCCCCUGAGGAGCUUAAUAACAAACACGACUCAUACCUCUCAUGUCGUGGGUGGUUGGCUUCUGGCUCUUGCACAUGGAGAGGAGUUGCUGUGUAGGGGUGUUUUUAACAUAGCCUUGGCUCCCUUAUUUGCUUUUUUUGUUUGUUAUUGUUUUGUUUUGUUUGUUUGGGUUUUGGCUUUUUUUGUUUGGGUUUUUUUGUCGUUGUUUGGUUUUGUUGUUUAGGGUUUUGGGGGGGAUUUUUUUGUUUUGGGUUGGUUUUUUUUUUUUAGUGGUCAUCCAGCUCUGUGUACUGAUUACAAAAAGUGAUGUUGGAGAAGGAUGCUGCUCCAGGAACAGAAGGCAGCAGAGCUUCUGAUGUCUUUCAGAUCAUUCUUGAGCACCCCAACCCCAUGCAAAAUGCUAUAAUCAGCCAAAAAAUCACUCCUACACAAAGUCUCUGUCACUUUCCUAGGGGGAAAUAUGUCAGUAACACCACAAUCUUUCUCCAAAUCCUCUUUUUUUCCCCACUCAGUCAAUCCCCAGGGGCAAACUGCCUCUGACAUGUCUGUGAGCAGCCCUGGGGAAUUGGAAGAGAAAAGCAUCAUGUGCUAUAAGAGCAAAAUCAGAGGUAUUUUGUUCUCUUCAGCUAUUUUGCUUUGCUGUAAUGGGUUUGGUCUUGUUGCCUCCUUCAUUCCCCCAGUUAUGAGCAGGCAAAAAAAGACCUUUCAUUGUUUAACAGUGGUUUGUGUUAUUGUCACCUCAUAAAAGCUGAUGGAGUAAAACAUCUCUGCAGUGCAGUGAUGAGUGGUGGGUGUCUUUAGGCUGACAUGCAGACAGGCUGGUGGCACAAAUCCCACUGCUCUCCAAUGCCAGAAUUUGGCUUCAUUUGAUAUGUAAAGAAAUAAUCUACUCUCAUUUUUUUAAGGAAUUUUAUUUUUAUUUCCAGUUUCUGAUGAUGCCAACAAGGCACGGAUGUUCUGACUGAAGAAAAAUUUGAGCAUUUCAAUGCCAUUCUGUAAUGACUCUCUUUCUUGCUCCCUUGCUGAUGUCAUGAGUGUUUCUGCUUGGUGAAAAAAUAGUAAAAAGGAAGAAAUGGUCUAUACAUACACUAUUUUCAGCUGCAUUUCACUCCUCCCAUGUCAGACCUGUGAUCCUUGACUGGCUUUCUCAUGUCAGAAGUCAUCACCUGUAAUUAAAAGAAGUGAGUAAACCAA